UAGUUAGUUUUCAUGCAGCGACUUAACUAGCGAGAUGCGAAUUUUGUGGAUUGCAGCUAUAUCUGUCUCGUGGCAAUUUUCAGAUGCCCAUUUUUUUAUGCCCAACUUUCUUUGUAUUCCACCAUUUGUUGCCAUUAAUGGAAGUUGCCUGAUUCCACCCAUCACUAAGCCCUUGAUCCCGCCCUGUUUGAAGAAUCCUCAAAACUUAAACUUAUUUCCGGAAAAUCGCAAAAUAGUUACCGUUAGUCCCUGGAAUUUUUUGCCAGAAGAUGACGAUAGUAUCGGAAAAAACAUUUCUGAAGAUAAAGAGCCUUCUCUUCCUAUCAAAGUUCCAGUAAAGCCUAUUACGCAAAAUUCUCCAAGUGCAGGAGCAGUUGAAGGCGGUAAUAAACACCAAAGAUUAAAACCGAGUGUUCCUGCAAAUAAACUACCUAUUGAGACUUCAGUAAAUCCUUCAAAUCCGGAACCCAAGGAAACCAUUAUUAGAAAGCCUGAAGAGUCUAACCAAAACAAAAGCAAUCCUGGACAAGUACCAAAUGAAAGCAAACACCCGGAAAAAGGAUCUAAUACAGGCAGUAAAUUAAAACCGAUACCUGGCACAAGGCCGGGAAAUCCAUCAAUGAAUCCCAAAAUUUCUCAAACCCAUGAAUUAGGCAUUGGUAUUUUGCCAUCCAAAAAGCCAACGAAAAUUCCUCUACCCCCUGCUUUGCCUUCGGAUUUGCGUCUGCCUAAAGAUCCUUCGAUGCCUGAUACGGUACCCGUAACAGAUCUUACAAUUCCUGACGCAGACAAAUUGACUGAUGGUAUAUUACCAUCCAUAGAUUUACCACGUGAUUUGCUUACACCAGAAGUGCCUUCGAAUCCAAAGGAAAUAUCAAAAAUCGAGCCGACAAAUCCCAUAAUUCCAGAUACGGAUGAAAUAAUAAAUCGUUUAUUGCCAUCCGAACGACCGAAUCAAAUACAAUUGCCUGGGAUUCCUGGGUCAAAACCGCCGAUGCUUCCAAAAAUAGCUAAACCGGAUCAUUUGAUAAAUGGUAAAUUACCCUCCAGAGAUUCGAUCGGUAAACAACACCCAUCUAAAAAUCGAAAAACUCCUAAUACUGAUGAAGUAAAUCGUUUGUUGCCAUCCGAACGGCCAAAUCAAAUAACAUUGCCUGGGAUCACUGGUGUAGGAUCAGAAACUCAACCAAAGGUUCCACCACUUCCUGUCACAGAUAAUUUGGUAGAUCCACUAAAACCUCCAAAAAUCCCCUUACACAAGAUUCCUGGGUCGAAACCGCCGAUGCUUCCAAAAAUUCCUAAUACGGAGCAUUUGAUAAAUGGUAAAUUACCCUCCGGAGAUUUGAUCGGUAAACAACACCCAUCUAUAAAUCCAAAAAUUCCCGAUGAUAAUGAAGUAAUAAAUGGUUUGUUGCCAUACGAACGGCCGAAUCAAAUACAAUUGCCUGGGAUAACUGGUGUAGGAUCAGGGACACAGCUUAUAGAUCCCACGCUGCCUGGCACAGAUAAUUCGGAAGAUCUACUUAAACCUCCUGGAAUCCCCCCACUCGAGAUGCCUGGGUCAAAUCAGCAGAUACAUCCGAAAAUUCCUAAAACGGAUCAUUUGAUAAAUGGUGAAUUACCCUCCGCAGAUUUAAUCGCUAAACCAGACCCACCCAAAAUUAACUUACCUGGGAUGCCGAAAAUAAUUGAUCCCAAAAUUCCCAAAAUGAUUAGACCUGAAGACCUAUAUCCGAAAGAGAUAAAUAUCUAUCAGCUUUUACCCAAGGACAUAUUUUACUGAAGCCAAUAUUUUCAGUGGUGUUUAAAAAUUGUUAUAUUUUUUUACAAACCGAACCUGGUUUAGUUGUGCAUUGAGGGAUAAUAAUAAAAAAAUGAAUAUUCAAAUAA
This is a messenger RNA of Drosophila yakuba, 1890 nucleotides long. Its product is annotated as protein PELPK1. The record is from RefSeq and is a predicted model, not a curated record. NCBI's taxonomy places the organism in Eukaryota, Metazoa, Arthropoda, Insecta, Diptera, Drosophilidae. The transcript has 16 exons. Bases 35 to 1783 code for a protein of 582 amino acids.